AUCCUGUUUUGAUCGCAAGGACCUUGACCUUGAUAAGAGUGAUAAUCAAAACGUUGUUAAAGUGAUAAAGUUAGCGAUCUUCAACUCCAUUUUUCAGCUUUGAAAACGAUCCUAAAACUAGAACGCAAUAUGUCUCUUCGUGCGCUAAUUGGCCCAUCGAUUUUAAAUGCAGAUCUUUCGCAGUUACAUGAAGAAUCCCAAAAGCUGCUAGACAACGGCGCCGACUAUUUACAUUUGGAUAUUAUGGACGGGACAUUUGUCCCUAAUCUUACCUUUGGUCACCCAGUAGUGAAGUGCUUGCGGAACAAGAUCAAGGAUGCCUUUUUUGAAACCCAUAUGAUGGUCGAACGCCCGCAACAAUGGGUCGAAGCGAUGGCAGAUGCAGGAGUACAACAAUAUACGUUCCACGUAGAGCCUGUGGUGCACAUGGUGCCGGAUGUCUGCCGGAAAGUAAGGGAAGCUGGCAUGAGAGUUGGGCUGGCGAUCAAACCGGGAACUGCUGUUGAAACGAUCCAGAACUAUAUAGCAGAUGUAGAUAUGAUAUUGAUAAUGACCGUAGAACCUGGAUUCGGCGGACAAAUGUUCAUGGCUGAUAUGUUGGAAAAGGUGCAGUCUCUACGAAACAACUAUCCAUUAUUAAAUAUAGAGGUUGAUGGUGGCGUUAGUCCCACGACUAUCGAUUCUUGCGCUAAAGCUGGAGCAAACAUGAUUGUUUCUGGUACAGCAAUCAUACGUGCCAACGAUCAAGCGGCGGUUAUUCGAGAAUUGAGAAACUCGCUGCUGCGUAAUCUCGGGAAAGAGUAGCGAAAACAAUUAGCUAUGCACACAGCAACACAUUUCCAUGCGAAAAGUGAGAUUUGCUUGGUAUAUUUGCAAUAAAACUGCUGAAGAUUGGAGACCUAUUAAUGAGAAUUGUAUGAGUUCAU
This is a messenger RNA of Anopheles darlingi, 926 nucleotides long. RefSeq names its product ribulose-phosphate 3-epimerase (gene Rpe). Gene Ontology annotation, molecular function: metal ion binding; D-ribulose-phosphate 3-epimerase activity. The coding region runs from base 130 to 804 and encodes 224 amino acids. Gene Ontology annotation, cellular component: cytosol. Gene Ontology annotation, biological process: pentose-phosphate shunt, non-oxidative branch; pentose-phosphate shunt; carbohydrate metabolic process. The transcript has 2 exons. The record is from RefSeq and is a predicted model, not a curated record. NCBI's taxonomy places the organism in Eukaryota, Metazoa, Arthropoda, Insecta, Diptera, Culicidae.